Messenger RNA from Wasmannia auropunctata (little fire ant), 1135 nucleotides. RefSeq lists its product as uncharacterized. NCBI's taxonomy places the organism in Eukaryota, Metazoa, Arthropoda, Insecta, Hymenoptera, Formicidae. The transcript is spliced from 3 exons. The record is from RefSeq and is a predicted model, not a curated record. The coding region runs from base 119 to 448 and encodes 109 amino acids.
GAUCAGACAUCUCAUACCGCGCUUUAUCUCACUUUUCGACUUAGAUAUCGGACAUGCGACCGUUGUACAUCGUAAUUGCAUUGCAGGCAACUCAUCGUGAUGCUGUAAUAAUUACUGCAUGUGCGCAGUGCCUAUUUACGCGAUGGGUUUCGAGGAUGCAGACGCGUGCAAUUGCGAGUACUGCGAUGAGGAAAGAGUGAUCGGUUUGGGAGAGGAGACGACUACUCAGGCCAUGUAUGAGGAGGACAGUGAUAAUGACGGUAAUCGGACAAUUUGCGCGAGGGAUCGCGAUUUUAACGAUCGCACGUUCCAAAGCAUCUGUUACAUGCUGUGUUACAAUCGUUGCACGAAAUAUCGAAUGGUGGCAGUUAAAGAGAACGACGUGAAGAAGUAUGUCGUAAUUGCGUACAGACCGAAUUAUUAUAAAUUUAAAGACGGAGCGUGCUGAAAUACAAGGGAUUAUUAUAUGCUUAUGCGGAUCGUAAAUCGAAAAGCUCGACAUGCAAUGUACAAUCUACAGAAAUUUAUGCAGUAAUUUCGCAAAAUUUCAAAUUAUUUAUAUUAAUAUAUAUAUAAAAUGUAUAAUCUAGUAAUUUUGUCAUCCAAUUAUCUUCAACGUUUAUUUUCCCUUAUAGAAAAAUACUAUUGGACUCGCGAAAAACCGAUCAAAAAUAAUUAGAAAAUCCAAUAUCAAAUCCAAUAUUGUACAUAUUUAUUUCUAAUAGGUUUUUUCUCUAAUCUAAUAGUAUUUUUUCACAAAAAUCAAAUGUACUGUCUCUGAUGUAGAUGUAACUUAAGACUUUAAAUAUAUUUUUCGAAGUGCCCAUUACAGUACACACAGCGAAUGUUGUGCUUUCCUGUAAUCAGGAUUCCAUUUGACGGCUUGAAAUACGGUAAAGACACGAGGAAAAGCGUAUAAAGAGCAGCACAGAGGUUACUAUGAUCAAGAAAGCUUUACUUUUAGCGCGAAGUCCUUCGAUUGUACUUCACAGUAUUUCUAAUAUGGAUCUUAGAUGUAUAAUAUAGAUAGUUUUUAAUAUUUAAUAUUUGAGGUAAUCGGAAGCGCUAACCCGGUUAAGAAUGUAUCUGCACUUAUAUGAUCCCUGCACAAAAUAAAUAAUAUUUAUACCUUAAA